Polypterus senegalus (gray bichir) is the source of this 3301-nucleotide messenger RNA. RefSeq names its product zinc finger protein 397-like. The record is from RefSeq and is a predicted model, not a curated record. Lineage: Eukaryota; Metazoa; Chordata; Cladistia; Polypteriformes; Polypteridae. The transcript is spliced from 3 exons. The coding region runs from base 271 to 1533 and encodes 420 amino acids. Gene Ontology annotation, biological process: regulation of cytokine production; negative regulation of transcription by RNA polymerase II; regulation of immune system process.
UUCAAACAAGUCUCCGAGCAGCGCUUUGAGAAUUCGAGUCUCGAUUAGUCAGUAUCAAGCUACCCAUUACUAGUGUGCUGUUAUGAGACACUCUCGCUGCAACUUUUUCACAGCCACAAGAUCAAGCAAAGGUGCGUUAGGGCUUUCCCAUUUCACUUGACCAUACACUGAGGUAUCUAAUGGCCUUCAGCUCAGGGCUGUCCAUGUGAGAAGUGAAUCUGAGAAGAGAAGGGCAGGCACUUAAAGAGAGAAGAGAGUUUCCCACAGAGCAUGGCCUCUGCCAAAGAAGAUGGUGUUGAUGAAAGAACGGUGGACAUUAAAGAAGAAGACUGUGAGUGGCUGGAGGAUCACGAAAAAAAAAAUUCAGUUUUUAAAGAGGAGGAGGAGUGCAAGGAGGUGACUGCUGCCAUUAAAGCUGAGGAUUUGAAUGAUUUCUUCUUUGGUCUUGAUCUUCAAAAGUAUGAAACUAUUUUCAAGCAAGAGGCCAGUGAAGAAUCUCCAUCCAGUUUACAGCCCUGGUCUACUAAUACGGGACGACUGGCUAUGCAGGAGAAUUCUGCAGAGCUGAAAUCAGAGUUAUCAGAGUCUGAAGAAAAAAUCACCGAGGGAAAUGGGAGAGAAGAAGAGUCACCUGGGAGUGUUAAAAUAAAUGUACAGAAGAACGGCAGCUUCUCUCCACCUUCAUUUGGUCAGCCCUCUCUUCAAUACAAUGAGAACGGUAUGAAGAAAUCAGCAAGAGGAUCAGAGAACCAGACAGCAGCCUAUUUGCAUUGCAGUUCUCUCCCUGCUACUGGAGUAACACAGACAGAAGCCAUGAAAACUGAUAGACAACAAGUGGAGAAAGAAAUCAAAAUUCAUACUGGAAAAAAAUGUUGUUUGGAAUGCGGCAAACAAUUUACAUACACAGGUGCUCUUAAUAGGCAUAUGAAUAUUCACACAGGAGAAAAACCUCAUUACUGUCCUGAAUGUGGUAAGUCGUUCUUAAGGAGAAGCAAUCUUCAGAGGCACAGAAGAAUCCACACAGGAGAAAAACCUCAUAAUUGUCCAGAAUGUGGAAAAUUGUUCUCCUGGAGUAGUGAAUUUGAGUUGCACAAAACAAUUCACACAGGAGAGAAACCUAAUUGCUGUUCAGAAUGUGGUAAAUCGUUCUCCAGGAGAAGCAGUCUUCAGAGUCACAGAAGAAUCCACACAGGAGAAAAACCGCAUUGCUGUCCAGAAUGUGGUAAGUCGUUCUUAAGGAGAAGCCAUCUUCAGAGGCACAGAAGAAUCCACAUAGGACAAAAACCUCAUUGCUGUUCAGAAUGUGGUAAGUUGUUCUUAAGGAGAAGCAAUCUUAAGAGUCACAGAAUAAUCCACACAGGAGAAAAACCUCAUUGCUGUUCAGAAUGUGGUAAGUCGUUCUUAAGGAUAAACAGUCUUCACUGUCACAAAAAAAUUCACACAGGAGAAAAACCUCAUUGCUGUUCAGAAUGUGGUAAAUCUUUCUCACGUAUGAACAGUCUUCAGCGGCACAGAAGAAUCCACACAGGAUAAAAACCUCAUUAUUGUCCAGAAUAUGCCACACAAUUUUCUGACAAACGCAGUCUGCCAAGACACAUUGAAAUUGAUACUGGAGAGAAGCCAUAUUGCUCUUUUCAAUGUGGAAAAAAGUUUUAAACAUUAGCUCAUUUCAAGUAAACACACAAACUCCCAGUAAAGCGAAAAUGCAGUAUGUAUGUUCUGAAUGUAGCAAAUGUUAUACAAGGCAGAAAGGUCUUUUAUCAACAUGCCAAAAUGCAUUCUGAAGAAAAAUCUCAUUGCUGUUCUGAAUGUGAGAAACGAUUCUUAUAUUUAAGUGUAAUUCAAUGCCACAUCAGAACUCUUACUAGAGAUAAACCUUAUUGUUGUCCUGAAUAUAAUAAGCAGUUCUCACAACAAAGCACCAUCACAAGUCACAUCAAAUGUCACACGGGAGAGAAACCUCACCUUUGCUUGGAAUGUGGCAAACAAUAUCCACACUUUAAUUCUCUGUAUAAGCAUACAAAAGUCAUUCUGGAGAGACGCUUUACAUUUGUACUGAAUGUGGAAUGUUGUAUAACAAUUCCUUCAAAAUCAUAAAAUAAUUAAUUCUGGUUAGAAACAAACCUGUUCUGACUGUGGCAAGCUUUUCUCAGACCGCACAACUCCUAAAGAUCACAUGAGAAUUCACUCUGGAGAGAAACCUAAUUGCUGUCCAGAAUAUGGCAAACGAUUCUCAAGUCCAAAUGCACUUAGUUGCCACAGAAGGAUCCACACUGGAGAGAAACAGUACACCCGUUCUGAAUGUGGUAAUGGAAUCUCUUCCAGAAAAAGGUUUUGGAGACACACGCGAAGUCAUAUUAGAGUAAAGUCUGUCCCAGAAAUGACAAAUGAUCUUUUCAUUGGAUCCUCAUUCAAUAAAACUGAAGAAAAAUCUUCUGAAUAUGGUAAAGGACUCCUAUUGAAUGUAGUUAAUAAAUAUAUUAGAAUAGUGGACAAAACACUGAAAGUGGCAACUCGAUCCUAGAUGUAAGGUAACCUCAGAGCCACAUAUGAACUCACACUGGAAUGACCACACUGGAAAACAACAGAUAUUUAACAAACAGCAAGAAUUUUCUUCAACAACUUCUAAGUGCAAGAAUAAACCUCAUUGUUGUCCUAAAUGUGGUUAACACUUUUCAGGCAGCAGUGGUCUUCAUAGUCUUAAAUGACUGGCCUAUUGUGGUAAGCCUUUUAGCUGCUCUGAAUGUUGAAAGUGGUCCUCCUGUAUCAGCUAUCAUCAGCAUCAUGUAAGAUUUCAGGAAGGACUCAGAAACGGUACUGCCAGGACGUCAGCCAUACAGGGACUGAUCAGCUGUGCACCAAUGCUGUGACAUAAGAUGGUGAACAAUACAAACACCAGACAACAGAAACUAACUUGCAUUUUUUAUGAGAAAAUGCUGACCUCUUGAUACUAACAGAACACCCUGUGAUUUUAUAAAUCAAUGUGACAGUUUCUGAAUUCUUAAAACUAUUUGAACAUAUUUCUUAAAACUGUGAGUGCCCUGAUGACCUCUUUAUCUGAAAGAAGCAAUUCCAAUUCAGGUAGUUGUAAGCCAUUAUAAUUUAUUUAUAGCCUCAAAAUGAAGUGCCAUGUGUUUGUUUUUUUUUUUUUUUUUUUUUUUUAUUAAUACACUAACUAGGUAUAUAGAGGGAGACCCCACGUUAGGCAGCAGGAUGUCUGAUCUGACCAGUCCGUGACACUGAGCUCUUAUGCUAUUCUCUUUGACUCACCAAGAAUAAAGAGAUUGCUUUAUACUUUAAA